This is a messenger RNA of Colletotrichum acutatum, 2007 nucleotides long. RefSeq lists its product as uncharacterized. The coding region runs from base 1 to 2007 and encodes 668 amino acids. The transcript has 5 exons. The record is from RefSeq and is a predicted model, not a curated record. NCBI's taxonomy places the organism in Eukaryota, Fungi, Ascomycota, Sordariomycetes, Glomerellales, Glomerellaceae.
AUGCGUGGCUUGGCGCAGGCUCUCCUGCUCGCGCCGGCCCUCGUCGGCGCUGCUCCCUCCAAGAUUGGUAUGGAAAAGGCCGCCGAUGCCUCCCCAUCAACCUUUGUCACCUUUGACAUCCCACCGGGCUUCAACGAGGACCAGACCAAGCCCUACACCCUCCACUUGGAAGUCCUCGAGGCACCUUCCCCAUGCGCCUACCCUAACAUCAAGAUAAACGACAAUGCUCUCUCCCAGGGUGGCCACACCCUCGGCCGUGGCACCUUUGCCGGCGACCAUGACGGCUCAACCUUCAUCGCCUCCUGGUCCGCAACCUGCGCCGGCGACGAGCAGCUCCUCCGCUUCACCCUCGAGUCCCUCUCCGGCCGCACCCUCGCCUCCGACCUCGCCUUCGUCGCCCGCUUCCGCCAGACCGCGCCCGCAGCCAUCAUCGAGGUCGCCGGCAAUGUUCGCACUUCCGACGUCCACCCGCCUCCGCCCUCCCAGACGCUCCCCGAGUUUGAGGGACACCCUCCCCGCCCGGGUGACGACGAGGAUGGACUCCUCGAGGAUCCUCCUUUCCCCCCGCCUCCUCACCACCAUGUUGGCAACCACCCGGACAACCAUCCCGGCGAGCAGGGACAGCGUCCUCCUCACCACCGCCCCGGCCACGACGACGACCAUCGCCGCCCUCACCACCCCGAGGAGCACCCUGAGCUCGACGAAAAGGUCCUGGCAGAGCUCGACGACCUCGAGUGUAUGCGCCACCAGCUCCACGCCUUGAAGCACGCCAUCCACGAGAAGGAAUCCCGCCUCGCCCAAGACCACGGCAUCUUCCCUCCCAGCCACCGCGGCUUCCGCUCCUGCGACUCCUUGAAGUGCGUAAUCGACACCCUUAUGCACCGCGUUCGCGGCGGUGGUGGCCCCGGCUUCCACGGCAAGGGCCGUCACCCGGGAGGCAGAAGAGAAGGCCAUCACCACGGCCGUCGUCCCCACGGCUUCCCCUUCCCCGGGCACGGCGGCAACCACACCAAGGGCAACCAUACCGAGCCCCCGCCACCUGGCCACCCUCCUCCGGGCUUCUGCCACUGCCUGCCGCCCCCUCCCGAUGGACCUCCCGAUGGACCCCCCGAGGAUGCCCCUGAGCCGCCCCCGAGAGGACCUCACCACGGCCCUCCUCCCCCGCCGUUCGACGAGCCUCCUCAUGGACCUCCUCACGACCACCACGGCCCGCCGCCGCCUCCUCCCCCUCCUCCCUUUGACGGACCUCACGGACACCACGGUGGUCCUCCUCCUCCUCCUCCCCCGCCUCCUCAUGAUGGGCCCGGCUCCCACGGCCACCACGGUCCUCCUCCCCCUCCCUUCGAUGGCCCUCACAAUGGCGGUCCUCCCGGUCCCCCCGGCCCUCCGCCCCCGGGGCCCCCUCCCGACUUUGAGCAUGAACACCCCCUUGACCACGAAGGCGACCACCGCGGCCCUCACGGCCACCACGGCGAAGCCUUCAAGGCCACCCUCACAGACUUCUGGUCCCGCAUGUUCACCACCGCCGGCAACCCCGGAGAAGACGAGGAGAAGCAGGCGUUCAUGGACAGCCGUCCCUCCAUUUCCGAGUCUGAGAGGGAUUUCGAGACGAUGGAGAGCAUGACGGAUGAGAUUACCGAGUUCCGGAACGCUGCUACCCUCGUGUCGGAGAUGGUUGCUGCUGAGGAGCGGAGGCAGAGGAUGAGGGAGCAGGAUCAGCAGCAGCAGCAGCAGCAACAGAUGCCGUGCCACCACCAGCACCAGCGCCACAUCGUGCCCUCCCACUUCCAGCGCCCCGCCAUCAUCACCCCGCCCAGCCCGACCACCGCCUUCGCAGAGUACAUGGGCGACGACGUGCUCCCCGCCUACGACGAGCACGCCGCGCCCUCCGUGAUCGUCUCGGAUGGGUUCAGCAGCUACACCCCCGGUUCCAGUGACUAUACCCCCAGCGCGGGGUCGGAUACGGCGUCCAACAUUGAUGAUGUCCUGGGAGAGACCAAGAACUAG